UUUUAAUUCAAUUAAUAAGAUCUGAUAUAUAAAAAUGAUUGUUCACUCAUUUAAUUGUUUAUUAAUAAUAAUAUCAAUAUAUUUGACAAAUUAUGUGAUGUGUCAGUCGUGUCCAAAUGGUUGGGAAGAAUUUCAAUACUCGUGUUAUAAGUUUACGAGAAAUCCCGUGAAGAAUGUGAUCCAAGCGGAGGACACAUGUAUUCUGUAUAACUCGCAUCUGAUUAGUGUUAAUACACUGGACGAGCACUUGUUUGUGACCAAUUGGCUCCGAAACAACGACCCCUUACACCGUAAAUGGCAUACCAGUGGUCGCGACACCGGAAAUAAUAACUGGAAGUGGGAUUCAGACAGAAGUGACUUUACAAUGAUUAGCGACUUAUGGCUGCCUUUCAAUGAGAACAGUGUUAACCGUUUUGAUUGGACUCUCAAUACGGGCAAACACUCCGCUUAUAAUUUCUCACAAACGGCCAGUCGUUGGGGUCUGAUUCGUGUGACUGAAAACCAAGAAUUGCCUUAUAUUUGUGAAAUCAAGAAAGAAGAUCUCGCAAAUGCUGUCAUUUCCGAGCGAGAGAUUGAUUACGGCAUAACAGUUGUGGACAAGCGUCAAGUGCCGCGCGGACCCAUCUUUACACAAGAACCUAAAAAUGCUGUUUUCGAUCUGAGCGGUCGAAGUCAAUUGAAUUAUGUGUCCAUCAGAUGUGUGGCCGAUGGCUAUCCGACGCCAAUAUAUAAAUGGUAUAAAGAAGAGUAUGUCAACAAUCGACUUACGUCUCGAUAUAUUGACCCGCUUUCCGACAAUCGGAUUACGCAAACGGACGGAACGUUGACUAUCUAUAACCCGCAACAAACAAAUGACCGUGGCAAAUACCAUUGUACAGCCGAGAAUCGGUUUGGUAUUAUUAUUAGCCAAACCGUUCAAUUGAGCUUUGGAUAUAUCGGAGAGUUUACUAAAAAGCGUUCACCAGAUUAUGGCAAAGAAUAUUGGGGUAAAUCAAUAUCAUGUGAUCCGCCCCAACAUCACCCACGAGUCAAUUACUAUUGGACUCGCAAUUCAUUUCCCAACUUUGUUGAAGAGGACAGACGAGUGUUUGUCUCACACGACGGCAAUCUCUACUUCUCAUCACUUGAGAAGAUUGAUAGAGCGAACUAUUCUUGUAAUGUCCAGUCAGUCAUAUCAAGCACUGGUCGAACGGGACCUUUCUUUCCACUUAUUGUGGAUCCGGCCUCCAGUGGCCAGAAGUUGUUGUUUCCCAAUAACUUUCCAAAAGCCUUUCCUGAGGCCCCCUUAGCUGGUGAUGACGUACGGCUAGAAUGUAUGGCAUAUGGAUAUCCUGUGCCAUCAUAUAACUGGAGUCGCUCUGGUGUGACAAAUCGAUUGCCCGAAAACGCGUACACAACUAAUCACAAUCGGGUCUUAAUUCUGCCCAAAGUACAGGUCGAGGAUAUGGGAGACUAUGUUUGCACUGUUAAUAGUGGUCGGGAUGUCAUUCAAAAGAAAGUUAUGCUAAGCAUUCAAUCACUUCCUGUGUUUACCAUCAAAUUGGGAAAUAAAGUGAUAGAAAGGGGUGCCGUUCGCCCUCUUAUCUGGACGUGUGAAGCAUUCGGAAUACCGGAAGUGUUUUAUCAAUGGUAUAAAAACGGAGAAGAACUAAAGGACCGGUCUUUAAUGGACAAUUCGUUGUCACCUGAAGACAGACAGCGAUAUAUAGUUAAUCAAAAUAUAUUAACAAUUGAUGGACUCAUACCCGAUAGAGAUGAAGGCAUGUAUCAGUGCCGGGCGUCCAACCAAUUGGGAAGUGCUUUCUCGAGCGGGCAGUUGAGGAUCAUAUCAAUGGCGCCUUCAUUUAGAAAACAUCCGCUCGAUAUCGAAACAUAUGCUUCAGAGGGCGGAAACAUUACCAUUCCUUGUGUUCCCGAAGCCAUACCCUUUCCCACAUUCGAGUGGCAAAAAGAAGGCUCUCGAAUCGGCGGUUCUGUGGGCAGAAUCCGGAUUCUGCCGAAUGGCUUCCUAUCCGUAAAUCCGGUCCAGAUUUCAGACGAAGGCCUUUACACGUGUGUCGCUCGCAAUGACUUGGGUUUUGACAGAUCUCAAGGAUAUCUGCGUGUGUUUAAUCGUCCGCGCAUUUACGACGGACCCGCAGUUUCCUAUGAACGACGUGUCAAUGAGACCCUCGAAAUGCCCUGCAGUGCCUUCACUGACGCCGCUUUAGAUGUCGCUUACAUUUGGAGACACAACGGCUUGAGAAUCAACUUCACUAAAACACCACAAUUUUCUGAAGGUAUUUGUUUCGUGCAAAUGCAAAAGCAUUGCAAAUUGCAAAUGACAUAUUAAUGAUUGCAUAUUUUUUAAGGCUCUUAUCCAGGAUUUCUUCGUCUCAAUAACAUAACACUGUCUGAAGCCGGGGAUUAUGUCUGUGAAGUAAAGACAUCGGUUGGCAAAAAUACGGCCAAAACUAUACUUCAGGUUUCGGGUCCCCCGAGCGCUCCCGGAGCCGUUUUGGCCGAAGAUCUCACCUCUACUUCAGCUAAAAUUCAUUGGAGCGAUGGUUCAGAUAACGGGCGCCGGGUUUGGGCUUAUAUGAUAGAAGGGAGGACUAAUCAUAACCCAAAUUGGGUGCCAAUUGUCAAUAUAUCCGAUUAUCAGAACCAGUAUUUGACAAAUAAAGAAAACGGAAGAAAAGUGACUAACAUUCGCGAUGUUCUCUCGCCCUGGAGUUCGUACGAGUUUAGAGUUUCGGCAAUUAAUGACAUUGGUUUAGGUCCUCCUUCUGAUCCGAGUCCUCAGUACAAUACAGACAAGUCGUUUCCAUUCAAAGCGCCGUCUAAUGUUGGCGGAGGAGGGGGUAAAGCCGGAACACUUACCAUCACUUGGGAUCCGUUACCACCACAAGAUUGGAACGCACCAGAAAUAUGGUACCAAAUAUAUUAUAGAGCUGAGGAAUUGCGAGAAAGCGAUCCCUAUAUCGCUAAAAAUUUAACGUCUUUGGGAAACACUAAUAUGUAUGCCGUGAGUGUUGGCGAAGAUAACUAUUUUAAGCGCUAUUCAGUGCGGGUUCAGGCCAUGAACUCGAUGGGCGCCGGACGAGUGAUCAGUGAUCCGAUGACCGUAUACUCAGCUGAGAGUAUGCCUCACGUGGCGCCCAAUCAAGUCUAUGCCGUGGCCUACAACUCGACUUCACUGAACAUUACUUGGGCACCACUCGAGAUGACUCGUGAGAAAAUCAGGGGCAGACUUAUUGGCCAUCGAAUUAAGUAUUGGCCCAAUAAUAAGGACCAAAUGUUAGACUCGUUAACAUUGCUUAAUAGAGGACUCGAUCCAUGGGGUCUGAUUGUAGCCUUAGUUCCCGAUACAGAGUAUUACAUAUCAGUUAUGGCUUAUAACGACGCCGGCAGUGGACCGGAAAGUGAGCCGUUUUUGGCCCGAACUUAUAAGGCGGCGCCUCAACGACAGCCAACUAGUGUUAACAUUACGGCUCUAGACUCGCACUCAGUAAUGGUCACGUGGAGAGGCAUUACCACUCUGACCAACGCUGAAGAACCUAUCAUAGGCUACAAAGUGCGGUACUGGGAGUCGGAUCAACCCAUUUCCAGUGCCAGAGAGGUCUACAAGUAUUUAGACGGAGGAGAACUCAAGUCUAUUAUAUCCGAUUUAGUUCCCGGAAAAGUCUACAAAUUGAGAGUUUUAGCGUUUAGUAGUGGAGGAGACGGCAAAAUGAGUACUCAGUGGGAAUUUAAAGUAGGGGAAGGCGUUCCCUCCCGUCUCACAUCAUCAGCACUGUAUUCAAUGUCUACGAGUUUAACGCAAUUGAUUAUAACAAUGUUCACACUAAUCAUAUUGAUUACUAAUUCAUAGAUAAACACAAUUUUAUACAAUUUAUACAUUUGUUUAAUUUUUGAACACAUUUAUCGCUAUAUGAAUC
Messenger RNA from Medioppia subpectinata, 3920 nucleotides. The record is from the annotation of a GenBank genome assembly. Lineage: Eukaryota; Metazoa; Arthropoda; Arachnida; Sarcoptiformes; Oppiidae.